Lytechinus variegatus (green sea urchin) is the source of this 1733-nucleotide messenger RNA. RefSeq lists its product as uncharacterized. The transcript is spliced from 2 exons. The record is from RefSeq and is a predicted model, not a curated record. Lineage: Eukaryota; Metazoa; Echinodermata; Echinoidea; Temnopleuroida; Toxopneustidae. Gene Ontology annotation, molecular function: catalytic activity. Bases 118 to 1239 code for a protein of 373 amino acids.
UUCACAGAUAACUCUUUCUUGCUUUUCAUAUUCGCAUAUGCACCUGCACGCAACUGCACAAGCACCUACACAUGUUUUCUUAUCUGCAUUUCCCUUCUGGGGUUUCAAUAAUUUAUCAUGGCGAUGAAUAACAAUCCUUUUAUUUUUUACAACGCUACAAAUGAAUAUCCUUUUGAGAGCAAAUAUUAUACUCCUACUGAAUUCAGUGAAACAUUUCAAGAUGAUAUAGAAGAUGUUAAAUUAUUGCAUAUCAAUGCCAGAAGCUUAAACAGGAAUUUUGAUGAUCUUCAAAAUCUUCUCGAUUCAUUGAAACAUUUUAGAUUCACUGCAAUUGGAAUAAGUGAAACUUGGUUACACCAAUCUUCCCCACCAUUGUUUAAUUUACCUAACUAUAAUUUAGUCAGAGCUGAUCGUAUAGGAAAGAGAGGCGGUGGCGUCGCAUUUUAUGUAGCCAAUCAUUUAAAUUUCAAAAUUCGAAAUGAUAUUAAAUUUGAUCAAACAGAAGUUCUCUUUAUUGAAAUUGACAAUCUUCAAUGCAAAAACUUAAUUUUAGGUGUAAUAUAUAGAGCUCCUGAUACUCACUUUGAUCUAUUUUAUGAUAAUUUCGAGCAAUGCGUUAGCAAAUUAGCAAACGAAAAUAAGCAGAUAUAUUUUCUCGGUGAUUUUAAUGUCAACUUUCUUCCAUUGCAUCAGAACAAUCUUUCUAAUAGGUUUCUGCAACUGAUGAAUUCAUUUGGAUUUUAUUCUUUCAUUAACAGACCAACUAGAAUUAACAUACACUCCUCAACCUUAAUUGAUAACAUAUUUUCUAAUAUACACGACAAAAAGAUAACUGGAGGAUUGCUGUAUUCCGAAGUAUCUGAUCACUUGCCUAUAUUUACUGUGUGUGGAAAAUCAUUGACUCGUUUUAAACCACCACAGCAUUUGAUGUAUCGGAAAGAAACCCCUCGUAAUAUUGAAAUGUUAAAACAAGAUUUAUUAUUCGAAGAAUGGAAUGAUAUCCUAAAUACAAAUGAUGUGAAUACUGCAUAUGAAUAUUUUAAUUCAAAGCUACAAUUCUAUUACAAUAAAAACAUUCCACUUGUAAGAAAUAAACGUAAACGUAAUACACCCAUAAACCCAUGGAUAACGAAAGGUAUACUUAAAUCUAUAAAAACAAGAAACCGACUUUAUAAACAACAUUUGAAAAACCCUACGGAUACAAGUCUAGUUGUGUACAAAACGUAUCGUAACAAUUAACAAAGUUAAUUCGUUUUUCUCGCAAGUUACAUUUCUCAAACAAAUUACAAAAGGUAAAAUCCAACUCAGGAGCUACAUGGAAAGUUAUAAAAGAAAUUAUGGGAACAAAAAACGAGACUAUACCUAAAGAUAACCUUACUUUCAAUGGUAACAAAAUCACAGAUUCUAACAACUAUGCCGAUAGCUUUAAUUCUUUCUUCACUAAUAUUGGUCCUCAACUUGCCACCCAAAUUGCUACUCCGAAUAAUGCUCAUUUUACUGAAUUCUUUUCAGAACUGAUUCAAGACUCUUUAUUUUUAAGACCGACAAACCCGAAUGAAAUCAUUAAUAUUGCUAAAUCAUUAAAUUCUUCGAAAUCCAAAGGUCAUGAUAACAUUAACACUUCACUUUUAAAGGAAAUAAUCCAUUUCAUUGCUGAUCCACUAACACACAUAUUUAACCAGUCUUUACAAUCCGGUAUUUUCCCAGACUUGUUAAAAAUAGCCAAAGUAACC